Molecule: messenger RNA, 2069 nt
Organism: Strongylocentrotus purpuratus (purple sea urchin)
Lineage: Eukaryota; Metazoa; Echinodermata; Echinoidea; Camarodonta; Strongylocentrotidae
Exons: 8
Coding region: 125-1417 (430 amino acids)
Source: RefSeq, a predicted model, not a curated record
UUGCUAUUAAUUUCCAUUCAACAUAAUGUUGCUAUCAUAACAGAUUGAGACUCUUGACAUCCGCUCUGCUGAUCUCAGUGAACGUCCCUCUGCAUCACGUGAUCUCGCUCAGUUCAUCCGUAAGAUGACUCAUCUGAAGGACCUGACGCUCCGCGGUCAGUAUCACGAUGAUUUCUACUCAACAUCGUCAUCGAUGGCAUCAUCUUCAAAGAUUGAGACUCUUGAGAUCUACUCUGCUGAUCUCCCUGAACGUCAUCUCAGUGAAAGUCAUUUCAGUGAACGUCAUCUCAGUGAACGUCCCUCUGCAUCACGUGAUCUCGCUCAGUUCAUCUGUAAGAUGACUCAUCUGAAGAACCUGACAAUCAAGGGUCCGUAUCACGAUGACUUCUACUUAACAGCGUCAUCGAUGGUAUCAUCUGCAAAGAUUGAGACUCUUAAAUUCUUACUGGAUCUCUUUGAAAGUCGCUCUGCAUCACGUGCUCUCGUUCAGUUCAUCUGUAAGAUGACUCAUCUGAAGAAGCUGACACUCCACGGUCAGUAUCACGAUGCCCUCUACUCAACAGUGUCAUCGAUGGCAUUAUCUGUAAAGAUUGAGAAUCUCGACAUCGACUCCGUUGAUCUCAAUGAACGUCCCUUUGCAUCACGUGAUCUCGCUCAGUUCAUAUGUAAGAUGACUCAUCUGAAGAACCUGACACUCGGCGGUCAAUAUCACUAUGCCUUCUACUCAACUUCGUCACUAAAGGCAUCAUCUGCAAAGAUUGAGACUCUUGAGAUCUACUCUGCUGAUCUCAUUGAACGUCCCUUGGCAUCACGUGAUCUCGCUCAGUUCAUCUGUAAGAUGACUCAUCUGAAGAACCUAACACUCAAAAGUCAGUAUCACGAUGACUUCUACUCAACAUCGUCAUCGAUGGCAUCAUCUGCAAAGAGUUGUAACACGAGCCCCACCCUGACUGAGCUGACAGUGGAAGAUGACACACUAGAAGGAUGGCAGGAUUGUGGUUCAGUGUUUGACAAUGUGAAGAGGGUCACUAUACAGGUACGGAGCACGAUCAACUGUGACGUCAUCCAGAGGAUCCAUCUACCAGGAGCAACAGAACUCACCAUUCAAGCAGAUGUGUAUGCACCUCAACCGGCUGGCUUCCACGAGGAGCCCACUUCACUACCCAAUGCCCUACUGAUGAUCUCCCCUCAGCUUGUCAAGGUAACAUUCAGCGAUCUGGACAUUGGCAACAGUAACAUGGAACUAAUCUUACAAACUUUCAGAUCACCUCACAACCUCAAACAUCUGAAGAUUAUCAGAUUCAUAAGAUGCGGGUCAGAUGAGGGCGUGGAUGAUGUCAUACUUGCUUGCAAUAAAGAUCAGGUCAUGGAGGUGGAGGUGGAGCGUGGCAAACCGCGUCGUCUUUUAUUUGAUUAAUCGUAGAGAUGGCACCACACUCGAUCUGACGAAUCAGACGGAGCAGACAAUCUUUGCACACAAACAGGAAAUAUGGGCUGAAAUGAAAAGUGCCUCAAUCAUCAUCCCUUUUCUUUUACCAUUGUCAUGCAAUCGAUUUCAGUAUUCAUCCACUGAAUCACGUUGACAUUAAUAUGAUUUAGACGGAUGUGCAAUAUAUGCUUUACAUCGGUAUUGCAGCUCUUGUGAUUGUGAUUUUGAAUUCCCUUCAUAAUGUUACUCUUACUGUUCUUGCAUUUAAUAUACUUUAAAGGGUGUUAAGUGGAUUUACACGCUGAAAAUCUCAAACCUUGUAAAAGGACCAAAAUGUUGUAAAAUAUCAUGAUUGAAAUUUUAUUAAAUGUACGAUGGAAAAAUAUUCAUUAUUAGAAAAGUAAAUAAGUAAUAAUUCUAUUCGAAUUUGAAUUGUGCAACUAGCAGUGCUUUACACACCACAUUUGCUAUGUAGAGAAUGUACACGAUAUUGUAUGUUCCUAGAGUAUAUAAUAAUAAUAAUAAUAAUAAUUAUCUUUUAAAGUCCACUCCAAAUUUUAUUAAGUUAAACCAAAAAUGGAAAUUCUUUUUGCCCAAUUGAUCGUGAGCCCGGCAGCCACUAAGCAGCGCCAGAUCGACG